Rotaria socialis is the source of this 1074-nucleotide messenger RNA. The record is from the annotation of a GenBank genome assembly. Lineage: Eukaryota; Metazoa; Rotifera; Eurotatoria; Philodinida; Philodinidae.
AUGUUAAAUUUAUCCUGCUUUGUAGCAUUAUUAUUUCUUUCGUUAAAUCAUUCGAUUUCAGCUCUUUCUUGUUACGAAUGUGAAUCAACAUUUCCAGCAAGCAGUAUUUGUUUACCAACAUGUACUACAAGAUUUGUACCGGGUAGCACAUGUGUACUUAUGCGAAAUAUUUCAUUAGAACCUAGUGACGUAGGAUCUCUUCGUGCUGCUCAUAUCGGUGAUGUACCGACGAUGCCAAAUAUUACAGAAAAAAGUUUUGUUUUUGGAGAAGAAGCUGUAUAUCUAAAUCCAUCUGCAGCUGUAGGUUGGGAUUGGGAAUACGGACCAAUUACAUAUGGAUGUGAUACUGAUAAUUGUAAUCAUCCUGAAGAUGUUAAUCGUUUACCGAAUGCAUUAAAUGCGCGUAUACCAAAUGCAACGCUUGAACGAUUACUUCUUGGCGAUCUUGAUAGUAGCUGUUAUGUUUGCGAUACAUGUCUCGAUUCAGAUGUUACUAAUACAGAUAUGUCAAAUUGUACAAAAGAACCUUGUCUAAAUCAUGCUUGUGGUUUUGUUGCUACACGAAACUCACCUAGUAGUACAAAACAAUGUAAUGCUGGAUGGCAUUACAGUAGUUAUUGUAUGGGCUCCCGUGAGGUCGCUCAAGUUGAUAUGACUCUUAUCUAUUAUAUUCGUUCAAAAAGUUUCUAUAUCUAUCAAAUGGAAGCUGUUUGUUUACGUAAUGAUUGCAACAAUAUGACAACUUUCAAGCAGCUUAAAGAUGCUGUCACUGUGGAUCCUGAUCUUACAUGUUUAAUCGACUCUAGUAAUUCAAGUACAACUACUUCUAUUAGACCAGUUACAAGCACUACCGCUAGAGUAACUACAAGCACUGCCGUUGGAGGACUGACAAGCACUACAACUAGACAGGUCACAGGCACUUUGACUGGGCCAACUACAGCACAAUUGAGCACAGGUAGUGGUAUUACAACUGUAUCAAAUAUACAAAUAACAACAACAGGCAGUGGACCUGAACAGCUUUUUGUCAAUACAAAACUCUUUAUUUUCGUAAUUUUUUUCUUUUUAUUUCAUUAA